This is a messenger RNA of Apodemus sylvaticus (European woodmouse), 2477 nucleotides long. It is a transcript of the gene Sh2d1a, whose product is annotated as SH2 domain containing 1A. The transcript has 4 exons. Gene Ontology annotation, biological process: cellular defense response; cell-cell signaling. Lineage: Eukaryota; Metazoa; Chordata; Mammalia; Rodentia; Muridae. Gene Ontology annotation, cellular component: cytoplasm. Bases 155 to 535 code for a protein of 126 amino acids. The record is from RefSeq and is a predicted model, not a curated record.
UCUCUCUCUCUCUCUCUCUCUCUCUCUUUUCAUACUGGCUGCCCUGGGAGUCAGGUGGCUGAUUGUGCCCAGCAAGCCACUGCAGCUGCAACAGCAGCAGCAACAUCUCCUUUUUACCCUAGUUCUUCCGCGCCCAUUGAAGAGUUUGCUAGGCAUGGAUGCAGUAACUGUAUACCAUGGCAAAAUCAGCAGGGAGACCGGGGAGAAGCUCUUACUCGCUACGGGGCUGGAUGGAAGCUAUCUGCUGCGAGACAGCGAGAGUGUCCCUGGCGUGUACUGCCUGUGUGUUUUGUAUCAAGGUUACAUCUACACAUAUCGAGUGUCCCAGACAGAAACAGGUUCUUGGAGUGCUGAGACAGCACCUGGGGUACAUAAAAGAUUUUUCCGGAAAGUAAAAAAUCUCAUUUCAGCAUUUCAGAAGCCAGAUCAAGGCAUUGUAACGCCUCUGCAGUAUCCAGUUGAAAAGUCCUCGGCUAGGAGUCCACAGGCUACCACAGGGAGAAGAGAUUCUGAUAUCUGCCUGAAAGCGCCAUGAAGAAGAGUAACUCACUCUGUACUUUACUUCCAAUAAUUUAAGUAUGUGCCAAGUCUUGUAUAUUGUAGAUAAUACAGUUCAGGGAGCUGCAAAUGCCUUUUAAACAUGACUGUAAUAGCAUCUCGCCUGAUGUCAAAGCUGCAAGUGGACGCGGUAGAUAACAAGUGCUUUAAAGUGAGGACUGGAAAACAGAAUCCCUUAGGGUAUUUUUCGUUGCUGUAUUUACAAAUGAGAAUCAAUUUAAAAGCACAAUGAAGACUUUACACAAGAUUAAUGUUGAUUCUUGCCAAAUGUAAAUAAAAAUAAUCUCUCUCUUUUUUUGUUCAAAAGCUGCAUUUUGUGACUUAUUUCAUAGCUAUUGAUUUGCAAGCAUCUUGCUUGACUUCAUGGUAGCAAGGUGGUUGGUUGGUGGGCAGAUAUAUUAGCUAUGGUACCUGAGGCUUCUUUUGGGAUUUAUGAAGGUGUGUACUAGAUAAAGAGAAAAGAGUAUUUGUUUAAAUUUGAAAUCGACCUUCUUGCCUAGAGUUCUUCUGCUAAGCCAGUUAAAUCUUUGGACUAGUGGCGUGUGGUAGGUCAUAGUUUUCACUCCAGGACUUGAGAGGUGGAAGCCAGGUGAUCAAGAGUGUAGUAUCAUUUGGCUACAGGACACCCUUCUUCAAAAACAAAAUAAGCCCACAGACCAAACUGGAAUUUACAAGCCUAUGUUUCCAAGUUGGCUCUAAAUGUUUAUUGUACUUGAUGCUACACGUUUUGAAAUUAUGUUACAGAUCUGAUGAAAUGAAUGUUUCUUUUUCAUGUUGUUUCAACUGCAAGCAGAAAUGUAUUUGGAAGGGAACUCCUGUGGCUGCAUCCCGGAUCAGCUGAUCUGUAAUUAGGCAACACCACAAAAGCUUGUGGUUUCAUUAAGUUUCAGCAAUUCUGAGUCAUGUGAAGCCUAAGUAAGAGUUGGAUUAUAGGCAGUGUUGUCUUCUCACAUUUAUAUUUCCAUGGCUUUUGUGAUUGAUAGUAUGCCAAGUUGCUUCAGGGCUCACAGAAUUCAUUCACUCAAAAAGCAUAAUAGGGCACUGGGGGCACAGAAGUAGAAACACCUGUUUCAUGCCUUCAGGCCAUGCACUGUCCUUUUGGACAGGAAAACAGUAAGGGUAAAAACAAGAAAAAGAAAAUUGUAGAUGCAACAGUGACUGUAAAACUUGAUACAUAUGUAGGUGAAAAAGUUCUUAAUAUGUAGGUAUAUUUGUAUUUAGUGCUAGGAUGAAUCAGCAUAAAUGCUCUGGUCCAAAAUCCAUAGGCAAAUUAAUACCUUAGAACCCUUGAGCUUUCCCCCAAUCUUGUGAGCUUGGUUAAGAAUGCAUGAACUGCUAAGAGACAGGGCUAGUUAUGCAUCUGGAGCAUUUGACAUGGAUGCUUUGAGCAUGCAAAUAUGGAGUAUGGUGACAGUGACUCUCUGGGGACAACUUGCUAUUUGUUGAAAUAACAUCAUAAUUAACUUGCAAGGAAGUGAAGUAGUUUACUUUUAAGUUAAAACAAAAUACAUACUUUUAAAUACUUUAUUUAAAGAUAGGAUGUUGUGUAGUCCACGUUGAUCUCUGGCUUGCCGUGUAGCUGGGGAUCCUUCUGUUUUCAUCUCCUGAAUGCUUAUAUUAUAGUCAAGUGUCACCAUACCUGAUUUGUACAGCAUCAUGGCUUUAACCCAGGGAUUUGUGUAUGCUGGACAAGCACUCUCCCAACCAGACUACAUCCUCAGUCUCUAAAACUAUUUUUAAAAUCAUUUAGUUUGAAUUUAGAUUUCAAUGUGUGUUUUUAACUCUCUGAAAUCUGUUCAUUCUGGAAUAACUAAAUCUGUGAGUGGUAUUUAAGUGUUCCUUUAUAAAACUCUGUUUUGAAAAUGCUUUCUGAAACCAUUAGUGGCCUUCACCUUUUAAUAAAGUAUUUGAAAAUUUUA